Nematostella vectensis (starlet sea anemone) is the source of this 1664-nucleotide messenger RNA. RefSeq lists its product as uncharacterized. The coding region runs from base 264 to 1514 and encodes 416 amino acids. The transcript has a single exon. Lineage: Eukaryota; Metazoa; Cnidaria; Anthozoa; Actiniaria; Edwardsiidae. The record is from RefSeq and is a predicted model, not a curated record.
AGUGAAAAGUGAAGGGAGUUUUUAGUUAAUCUCCUUUUACUUUUUUUAUUCAGAGCCAAGUGCAAAGUGAGAUGGAAUUUUCGCGCAGUUUGGAUGGAGAUGCAAGUUUGCAUCCAUGAUGCACCGCGGGCGCUACUAGCAGGUGCGUUAGUGAAUAGUAGAUUUCAAAACAAUUCGCGAAUACGCACACGAGACGACACGGCUCUGAGCGUACACAGAGCAAAUCUGGCACAAAUGAAGUAACUUAGCACGGAAAAACGCACAUGAGGAAGGCGGUGACGCUUGUGAAAAGCUUGCUCAAACGACACAAGAUCAAAAAAGACGAACAGGAGGGGAAAGAUGGCUCGAUUUUCGCAAAUCGGCCCAAGCUACCAGAGAUUACAAUUCUACGGCCGUGUCCGCGCUGUGUUAUCGCGUACGAGAAUAAAAUACGCAAGCCUCAGCGAGGUGAAACGGCAGAAAACGAGCUAGGGUUCACUGACUCGGAUGACCUGCCUUAUGAUGAGGGUAAAGCGGGCAGGAAUUUGCAAGGAUUCCUUAAGUUACACGGCCUCAAUCAAGGCUAUGAUCGCGAGAGCUCAUCGUGUGCCGAUGAAAGUUGCAUGAGUUUAUGGGGCAUACGAGGUCAUAUUCUAUGGAAGCAAAGACACCGCAUGUUAGAUCUGCGUUCUCAUUGCCCAAUACUUAUCAUCAUGACAGAGACUAGCACGGCGUGGAAAGCACCGUUAUUUUACAAGGACCGUGAAUUGACAGUUCUAAGAAGUAGUCUCAGAAGUUUAAUAUCUCUUCUUGGAAUUAAUAUCCAAUUCAAUGAAUUCAGCCCGGAUGUACAUAUCGAUGUCUGGAUCACUUUCGCGAGGAGGAAUUCCCUAGUAGUGUUCUCCGACCAGGAGGAUAUGCUAGUGCAGGGGGUCUUGGACCAUUUCGUGUGGAUCGCAUUUUGCAACGUGCCAUUAUCGUGUGCUAAAAGAGCUGAGCAUAUUGAGGCGUUAUUCCAAGCAGUAGAUCACAUCAUCGAUAUGAGCAUAUACCUCCUUAAGACGGGAAGUGAGCCAUCCGAGAUUAGCAACACAGUCAAAGAAGCGAUCAUCGAGACAGCUACCAUAGUGACCUCAACCGCAGCAGAAAGCACAGCAACCGUUGGCAUAGAAACCGCUGCAAUGGCGCUCGGCCAGGCGGCGGCAGGGGUGGCCAUCUCGGUCCUGGUAGACGUGGCGAUAACGGCGGGUACAGUGACGCACGCCAAGAUUAAGCGCGAUAAAGGGCUGAUCUCGAACAAGGAAUUUAAGACUACUGUUCGACACAAGCUGUGUGAUUCGGGGUGUCAGUUCAUUGGAGGGACCACGGGGACCAUAGUGGGGCAGGUGCUGAUACCUGUGCCCGUAGUUGGGGCCAUUGUUGGGGGGUUCUGUGGAAGCUUGAUAGGGGCGGGGGUUAGUAAAGGUAUUAUCAAAACAUCGGAGAUUAUCUCAAGGGCGCAAGCCUCCAAAGCGAAAGCUAUUACAGAUAAAUGAAAGGAAAUCAUCGCACGUGGCUGAGAUAUGCAGACCUUCUCCCCUGCUACAUGAGUUCAGUGAUGGGUGCUUCUAUUAAUCGGCCAUCCCCGAAAACGCAUGAAGUGGUCGCUUAAUGGAAGUUGAGAAUAAACAAGUCAUAUUAGCCCA